Messenger RNA from Vairimorpha ceranae, 135 nucleotides. RefSeq lists its product as hypothetical. The transcript has a single exon. NCBI's taxonomy places the organism in Eukaryota, Fungi, Microsporidia, Nosematidae. Bases 1 to 135 code for a protein of 44 amino acids. The record is from RefSeq and is a predicted model, not a curated record.
AUGUCACAGUCAGAUGAAGACCCCGCCCAUUCUGAUUACAGAUUAAAAUUUUAUAAUACUUUUUCUGCUAGAUCAAAUACAAGAGGGUGUGAAGAAAAAGUUCUUUAUACUUUUUUUUAUAUUUUACGCUGUUAA